AUGGCACGGGGAAACAGAAUGUUCAUGUCUCAAUUUAAUGCCCUUGGCAUCGCGAAUGCGACCAGCAAUAUUGCGUUCGACCGGGCAGUUAUUGGGCUUCCGCUGCACAAGAUAGCCGGUCUUUCUUGUAACAGUCGUCAGCAUCCUCCGACUCAGAGUCGUGAUCACCUACGCAACAAGCACAAGCGCUACAUGUACAUCCCCCCUUCUCCAACAGCAAAGUUCAUCUUAACUAACAUCUACCCCGCAGACGGCACAGUUCCCACCUCCUACUGGUCCAUAAUCGAACGCUUCAGCGGCAUAGUCUGCAUCAACCUACCUUCCACGCGUCGUCUCUACCGCAAAGUCACUCACCUCUGUUUCGGUACCCCUCAGACGGGGCAGGAGGAGGGCUAUCAGAACGUCACGCCGGGCUACUCAUCUGCGUCUAAGAAAAGGAAGCUGCCGAUGGAACUCUUGAUUUUGAAAACGGCUGAGACUGCGGUCCGGCGCGAGUAG
Messenger RNA from Aspergillus nomiae NRRL 13137, 498 nucleotides. RefSeq lists its product as uncharacterized. Lineage: Eukaryota; Fungi; Ascomycota; Eurotiomycetes; Eurotiales; Aspergillaceae. Bases 1 to 498 code for a protein of 165 amino acids. The transcript has 2 exons. The record is from RefSeq and is a predicted model, not a curated record.